AUGACUACAGUUCGCAUUUGUGUCUGCGGUGACGAAGGCACUGGAAAAUCGAGCCUCAUAGCCUCGCUGGUCAAAGACCAGUUCAUCAACAAUAAGAUCCAAUCUGUCCUGCCGCAAAUCACCAUACCACCCAGCAUAGGAACGCCAGAAAAUGUCACUACCACAGUCGUUGAUACCUCGGCACGCCCGCAAGAUCGCACAACGUUGCGAAAAGAAAUUCGAAAAUGCAACGUCAUUCUCCUGGUAUACUCGGAUCACUAUAGCUACGAGCGCGUCGCUCUCUUCUGGAUGCCGUAUUUCCGAUCAUUAGGCGUCAACGUUCCUGUUGUGCUCUGCGCAAACAAGUCUGACCUUGCAGGCCAAUCCGACACGCCGCAAGUUGUCGAGGAGGAACUGUUACCAGUCAUGGCAGAAUUCCGGGAAAUCGACUCUUGCAUUCGAACGAGCGCCCGCGAGCACCGCAACGUCAACGAAGUCUUCUUCCUCUGCCAAAAAGCCGUCACACACCCAAUCGCACCUUUAUUCGACUACAAGGAAGGAAAGCUCAAACCGGCUUGUGUGGCCGCUCUCAAGCGCAUCUUCUUCCUGUGUGACAAGGACCAGGAUGGGUAUCUCAACACGAAGGAAAUGCGAGAUUUUCAACUCAAAUGUUUCGAUAAGCCGCUGACCGACGACGACCUCGAGAAUAUUAAGCUCUCCAUUGCAAAGACUCUGCCUCAAGUAAAUAUGGAACCCGGUAUCGACUUGCAGGGUUUUCUGCAACUCAACAAGCUUUAUGCUGAAAAGGGUCGCCAUGAGACCAUCUGGAUUAUCCUGCGCCAAUAUCAUUACACCGACAGCUUGAGUUUGGAAGAUAAGUUCCUGCAUCCCAAGUUUGAAGUUCCCGAAUUCGCUUCGGCUGAGCUUAGUCCCGCCGGUUACCGCUUCUUUGUCGAUCUAUUUCUGCUCUUUGAUAAGGAUAACGACGGAGGCUUGAACGACAAAGAGCUGGAAGCACUGUUUGCUCCUACACCCGGCCUGCCUGCAUCUUGGAUCGAAUCCUCUUUCCCAUCGAGCACUGUGCGAAAUGAAGGGGGCCACAUUACUCUUCAAGGCUGGUUGGCACAAUGGAGCAUGACUACCUUCUUGGAACCUCAUACGACUAUCUCAUACCUGGCAUACCUUGGUUUCGAACCCUCGAACCCCAAGGACUCUAUCACAGCGGCUCUCAAGAUCACAAAAGCGCGCAAGAGAAGACGCCGUCCAGGUCGUGUCGAGAGAAAUGUCGUGCUUUGCUACUUGAUCGGAGCUCCCGCAGCUGGCAAGUCGUCAUUACUGGACGCAUUUUUGAACCGGCCAUUCGACAGCUUGUACCGCCCAACCAUCAAGCCACGACGCACAGUCAACAGCGUCGAACUGCCUGGAGGCAAGCAAGUCUACAUGAUCUUUGAGGAGCUCGGCGAACUUGAACCAGCGAUCCUGGAAAACCAAUCCAAGCUGGGUGCUUGCGACCUCAUCUGUUAUGCAUACGAUUCUUCUGACCCGGAUUCAUUCUCGCAUAUUGUUGACAUGCGAAAAAAGUAUCCCCACCUCGACGAGCUUCCCUCCGUGUACACGGCUCUCAAGGCCGACAGGGAUAAAACGACUCAACGCAGCGAGCUCCAGCCCGACCAGUACACCGCGGCCCUCAAUAUGAGCACCCCACUGCACGUCAGUGUCACAUGGAACAGCAUUACCGAGCUGUUCGUCGCCCUCGCCGAGGCGGCCACCAACCCCAGCACGGGCUUUCCCAAGAGCGAAGAGGAGGCCCCCGACCGCAGCGGGCUGUACAUUGCUCUGGGAGCCACGACAUGCGCUGUUGUCGCCGCAGCCAUGAUCUGGCGCCGAUCUACCAACUCUGCUUAA
Beauveria bassiana ARSEF 2860 is the source of this 1884-nucleotide messenger RNA. RefSeq names its product mitochondrial Rho GTPase. NCBI's taxonomy places the organism in Eukaryota, Fungi, Ascomycota, Sordariomycetes, Hypocreales, Cordycipitaceae. Gene Ontology annotation, cellular component: mitochondrial outer membrane. Gene Ontology annotation, molecular function: GTPase activity; calcium ion binding; GTP binding. The coding region runs from base 1 to 1884 and encodes 627 amino acids. The record is from RefSeq and is a predicted model, not a curated record. Gene Ontology annotation, biological process: mitochondrion organization; small GTPase-mediated signal transduction; regulation of mitochondrion organization. The transcript has 2 exons.